GGGCGGGUCUCAGCGGAGCUUUCCGUCGUCUCUGCUCGCUCGCGCCGUGGCACAGCAGCUGAAGCGCACUCGAGAGCGGAGUGGCGUGCGCCUCUCUGUCACCUUCUCAAGCACCCAACCGCGUGAAGGAGAACUAGGGCGACAAGUGGGGGGUCAAGGCGGCAGCGCAAAAAGCACAGAAAGUGCUUCCUUCCUUCCCUGCUCCCUCCUUCCCGUCUUUCACUCUCUCCAGUGCAGCGCUUCUCUUAUCAGUGCGUUCAGUCGUCGGUUAUCAUGGCUUCAACGACAACCUGUACCAGGUUUAGCGACGAAUACCAGCUGUACGAAGAGCUCGGGAAAGGAGCCUUCUCAGUUGUGAGGAGAUGCAUGAAGAACUCGACGGGACAAGAGUACGCUGCCAAAAUCAUCAACACCAAAAAGCUCUCCGCCAGGGACCACCAGAAACUGGAAAGAGAAGCCAGAAUCUGCCGCCUGCUGAAGCACCCCAACAUCGUGAGACUCCAUGACAGCAUUUCCGAGGAGGGCUUUCACUACCUAGUCUUUGACCUAGUCACCGGAGGUGAAUUAUUUGAAGAUAUUGUAGCGAGAGAAUAUUAUAGUGAAGCUGAUGCCAGUCAUUGCAUUCAGCAGAUCCUGGAGGCUGUGCUACAUUGCCAUCAGAUGGGCGUGGUCCAUCGGGACCUCAAGCCAGAAAAUUUGCUAUUAGCUAGUAAGUUAAAGGGUGCUGCCGUGAAGCUGGCCGAUUUUGGACUUGCCAUCGAGGUUCAAGGAGACCAGCAGGCUUGGUUUGGCUUUGCUGGGACUCCUGGUUAUUUGUCACCGGAAGUGUUAAGGAAAGAUCCUUAUGGAAAACCCGUGGACAUGUGGGCUUGUGGAGUCAUCCUGUAUAUUCUACUGGUGGGCUACCCUCCAUUUUGGGAUGAAGACCAGCACAGACUGUACCAGCAGAUCAAGGCUGGCGCUUAUGACUUUCCGUCCCCAGAGUGGGACACUGUGACCCCGGAAGCCAAAGACCUCAUCAAUAAAAUGUUAACAAUCAACCCGGUUAAGCGGAUAACCGCGGCGGAGGCCCUCAAGCACCCCUGGAUCUGCCAACGCUCAACUGUCGCUUCCAUGAUGCACAGACAGGAGACGGUGGACUGCCUGAAGAAAUUCAAUGCAAGACGAAAGCUGAAGGGCGCCAUCCUGACCACCAUGCUGGCCACCAGAAACUUUUCAGCAGCGAAAAGUUUGCUGAACAAGAAAGCGGAUGGCGUGAAGAUCAACAACAAGGCCAACAUAGUUACCAGCCCUAAAGAGCCCGUCGCCACGCCAGCCCUGGAGCCCCAAACCACCGUAAUCCACAAUCCUGCUGAUGGAAAUAAGAAAUCCUGCUGCUUCCCGACAAAAGAGUCGACAGAAAGUACAAACACCACCAUUGAGGACGAAGACGUGAAAGGGCGCAAACAGGAGAUCAUUAAAGUGACAGAGCAGCUGAUCGAGGCCAUCAACAGUCGCGACUUUGAGGCCUACACGAAGAUCUGUGACCCUGGACUGACUGCGUUUGAACCCGAGGCCCUGGGCAACUUGGUUGAAGGCACCGACUUUCACAGGUUCUACUUCGAAAACGCUCUGUCCAAGGGAAACAAGCCGAUCCACACCAUCAUCUUGAACCCCCACGUGCACCUGAUUGGCGAGGACGCCGCGUGCAUCGCUUACAUCCGGCUGACCCAGUACAUCGACGGGAACGGCAUGCCCAAAACGAUGCAGUCUGAGGAGACCCGGGUGUGGCAUCGCCGUGACAGCAAGUGGCAGAACAUUCAUUUCCAUCGCUCGGGCUCGCCCACGGUGCCCAUUGAGUAAGUUGCCGUGUGCCCAGCCAGCGCUGCUCUGCCUCCUCAUCUGUCACAAGUGAACCUGCGAGGCUCUCCUGUCCCCAAUGUCCCCCCCAUCCUGUGUCUGUCCCACCUCCGCCUGUCAUAUUUACAGUUAUCUGAAGGAAAUGUUCCACGUCAAGACCCCUGGGAGAGGAAAGAUGAGGGCGAGUAACACAAUUCACGAAAAUCUGAAAAGGAAUCACGAACAGUCAGUUAGGAUUAACCAGGGUGCCACAUUCGGGUGGCAACCUUUAAGUGACAAACACGGGUAGUGAAGAUGAGGAUCUCAAACUUCUCACAAGCCAGAUGAUGAGAAAGAAGGCGGUCAGCGAUUUAAUUUGAACGGGACGGUCAGGCAGGCAGCUGCGAUUUUUAUAUAUAAAAAAAAGAAGGAAGUUGUACCCGUGGGUCUGUCUGCCCGUCCCGUAGCUACGGGUUGUUAUGUAAAAGCCAGGAUUCACCUUCCUCAUGGUCAUCCUCACUACCCUGGUUAAUUAAAAACACAUCCAAUAAAAGUGAGAUACUGGGUGGGAAAAGAAAAAACGUGACGGGCGACGACGGCGGGUGGAGGGCACUGGGAGAGUCAGGUGGCCUACUGUCGAGGAGUGCGGCCUCGGGCUGGUGGUCUUCGAGGGUCUUGUGCCACUUGUGUCCGUUUCGUUUCCACCGUCUUGACGGACCUGGUCAGCGUUUAGCGACUUGUUCACAAACCUCAAGGCCUCCCACGUCCAUCAGUCGCCCGUCGUCUUUUAGUAUCCAUGGCUGUUGGCAUAUCGAUGGGAUGUUUGUUUACUGGCACUCACUAAUCGUCCCACCGGUGUGGCGGCCACUGCCACCAUCCCAAGUCCUGACCACGUGACCUCGGUGCAUUUCGUUCAGUUCUUUCCUCUGAGAGGAGGCGACGGUUGUCGGUUUUUCAGGCCUCUUUGCUUUUUCUUUUCU
Messenger RNA from Erpetoichthys calabaricus (reedfish), 2798 nucleotides. RefSeq names its product calcium/calmodulin-dependent protein kinase (CaM kinase) II delta 1 (gene camk2d1). Lineage: Eukaryota; Metazoa; Chordata; Cladistia; Polypteriformes; Polypteridae. Gene Ontology annotation, cellular component: neuron projection; cytoplasm. Gene Ontology annotation, molecular function: calcium/calmodulin-dependent protein kinase activity; ATP binding; calmodulin binding. Bases 274 to 1842 code for a protein of 522 amino acids. Gene Ontology annotation, biological process: protein phosphorylation. The record is from RefSeq and is a predicted model, not a curated record. The transcript has 21 exons.